ACAGGCACACAGGUAUAGUCUAAACAUAAAACAAUGACAGAAGACCUUGGGCGUUUGAGAAGAUUAUAAUUUUCUUGCACAAUGCUAUUAGCAGUAACAAAUCUCUAGACCUUUUCCCGGCUGAAUUUAAUUGAAUGUCAAUAGCUAUUUUAACAAUAAUUUUCACUGCUAAAUCUAUAACGUCAAAUUUUUGACAGUUUUACUUUUUUUAUGUGGUUUUAUGCUUUAAAGUCUAUCUCUGUCUGCUAUUUCUGCCGUUUCUGCAUAAUCUAGAGUUGCAGACGACGCAAAACUCAGUUGCUGUGGAACAGAGUGGAAGCAUGGUGGUUGGUAUUUGGUGUAAACAAACGAGAAACAUUUGCUUUCUUUACCAACGUUUUCUGGAAUAAUAAUUUUAUAAACAAAUUUUCAGUAUGUCAAAGGAAGAGGCUAAAUCAUGUGUUGAGGAGAACAUUGAACUAAUUCAGGAAGAUGACGAGAGGCUUAAGGGAGAUGCGAUUGGUGAUACAUUAUAUUCAGAAUCUUUUAUUUUGAAAACUUUAAUGAAUCUUACUGAGAAACUACCCGUCUACUCGAGGGAAUCAAACACUUCAGACAAUCUGGAGGAUGAAGCAGUUGAACUUGAAGAAUCAUUAGAAACAGACCUUUGCUUGCUAUGGGACAUGACUGCUGAUAGAGAUGUUGCUCUUUGUUUAAUUCAACAUGAUAUUUUAGAUAUUAUGAAGUGUGUUAUUGAAGAAAGCAUUGCACCACGUUUAACAGAGAUUGGAAUUGGGAUCUUAGCAAAUCUUUCUUGUCAAAAUGAAAUAAGUGCCCAAAUUAUUUUGGAUCAAGAAUUGACAACUGCUAUAGUCAAUUUAAUGACUAUUAGUGAUGAUUCACAAACAAUUACUCAGAUUGUUCGCCUAUUAAACACUUUAUUAGCACAUUCUCAGAUUGAAUCAUGUACUUCUUUACCCAGUUUAGAAGCACUGGUGAAAUCAGUGGCUUUUAUUCUUCAAAACUCCCUCAAUGAAGAGCUGUUAAUCGGAUCUUCAAAGUUGCUCGACGCCAUCGCUAGUCAAAUCGGUCCUAUAUUUGAAAUUCCCUUUGAAAGCCUUCUUCGUGGAAUUGUUGAAGCACAAAAACAACUGAAAAAUUUCUUUAGUUGUGACGAAUCUAACUAUCCGGAAACGGUGCAAGACUCAUUUGACGCCUUGGUUUCUGCACUGUACAAUUUCAGCAGAAAUGAAGAGAUGCGAGUGGAAAUUGUGAAUUUUGGAGAGCAUGUCACUUCGUUCCUAGAAUUCUACUUUACCUUACUGUUGAAAAACAUUCGCGAUGCCGAAGAAGUCGUGGCUGAUUCAACAGCAAGCGCUCUGAAAGCUAUCACAAUCUUUUACGUCACCAUCGCUUCAGCGUCGCCUCUCUCUAACAUAUUAGAGCUGUCAGGUCGCAUUGGCAGUCAACUAAGGCCUUGCCUCGACGGAGAAAGUGAAGCAAGUAAAUACGCUUCCGAUUACCGAGACCUAACUGGCGAUUGUUUCCGUAAACAACUCGACGUGUUCGGCAUUGAGCAUUCCCUGAGCUUACUCGAGUCGCUCGAUGCUGAAGCGUUAACCUUCGUGCUACAGGCGGCUCACCAAACAGUUCCUAAUCGACUCAAAGAAUUCGCGGAUACGGCCAGGAGUAGAGGAUCGUUCAACAAAGUGAUGGAAACGUACGAUUCGCUUGCCAAGAAUAAUGCUCGCUAGAUGUCUCUUGUUUAGUUUGAAUUGUAACGUGCUGCAUCCCACCCUUCGUUUAUCGAUCGCCGUCGAAGCCGGAAUUCCCGCUUCUUCCGUUUUCUCUCUUAACGCACGUAUCUAUUCAUUGCCCAGCUCACAAUAUGGGUUUUCUGUCAAAGUUCGUCGCCAACAUACAGAAAGAGAGAGAGAUCCCUCUCUAUUCAACAGUCUCCUUGUGUUUGUAUUGUAUUCGCUGUUGCACUGUAGGCUGCGUGGAAUCCCGUCCAAUGUAGUGCCCAAUCAACCACCCUCGUUUUUUCUUUCUCCCCUUUCGUUGCGGGUGCAGCUCACGACCGAGGCCAGUCAAUAGCCUAUACCAAUGGCCGUAUGAGCUCGACUCCCCGCAGAGGAGAUCGUUAAUUAGCGCAGCGGUCUCGGGUACGCUCUCUAAUACAACAACCCGGCAGGCGUUUGAUUAGUUCGCCCAGUUUACUUUUUCCGUCCGUGUGUGUGUGUGCGUGCGUGUUCUUCCCUCUCUUUUUUUUUCCCGCGCGUUCCCUGGACACUGUCGGUUGUUGCCAUCAAAUAAACAUGGAUCGCGAGUGAUUAUUUAGUCGUCAUCGCCGAUGUGUUUACGAUUGAGAGCGAACUGAAAAAAGAUAAAAGAACCAUGGGCGAGCGUUGGGCGGAAAUGGGCCAGCUGUUCGGUGAUUGGUGGCGCGCACGAGAAGAUCGCGCGCUUUCCUCACUUCUAACGGCGCAGACAGAGAGGAAGCUUCGCCAGUCUGUCGAGGGACAAACAGCAACACAUCCUCCCCAUUCUCUCCACCCGCCUUUCCUCCCAACAGAAAAGUCUUUUCCGAGGGCCAGCGGAGAAGCAGUCAGCUCCCAGACGCACUCGACUUCAGAGGUCGCUCACGAACAUCCUCGCCUUCGCACGACACUCUCGUUCAGAUUGGAAGCCAAAGAGUAGCCGAAACAUCCUCGACUGUCACGAUCCAGCAGCAGCCAUCUUUGAAUUACCUCUCCGCAGCGGAACCUUAAUAGCCGGAGAAGACAAAUAAAAGACGGGCCAACUUUCUUUGUGGGCCGCCGAAAAAAGGACAAAAAGACAAAACACACGGACAAGAAAAGAAAAGAAUAAAAGACAAACAUGAAGUGGACGCUGUUCUUGCUGUUGGUGGUGGUGGGCGCUGUCGUUCUGGCCGCAGCCCAGGAUCUGGAAGAAGAUAACGAGCUAUUCGCCGAAGACCAGCAGGACGAAGCUUCAACUGCCGAGGAUAAUAGCAGCACCGAGGAGGACGAAGAUGACCAAGUCAAUCUUCGCGUUGUUCGAUCGGCUGCUGCCCAGUCAGAAGGAACCGGAAGGGUCCGCAACAGGGGAGCAGCUGCCAGAGGGAACGCCGACCAGCAGCAAGGAGACCGACGCCGUCGGGGAGAAGGCAAAGCUUGCCGUUACACCAAAGGCGCCUGGUCCGAAUGCAACACAGCCACCAACCAGCGCUCACGCAGUCUCACGCUGAAGAAGGGAGACAGCAGCUGCGAGCAGUCCAAGACCAUCACCAAAAAAUGCAAAAAAGGAGGAGCAGGCGGAGCCGGUCGUCGUAACAGAAACUAAACAAAAGAAAAGAAGAAGAUGAAGAAGAAGAAGUUCGCCUAUUCAACAAACUUUAUAGCGGGAAAGCAGAAGAAGAAGAAGAAGAGGAAGAAUAAGAAAUAGUGCAGACUACUCCCGGCAGAAUCAAGAGGAUCGAAAUACGCCCAAAAAUUAUUAGCAUGUAUCAUUAUUAUCCAGAAUGAAAAUAAUCAUUUUUUUUUUUAUUAUUUUAUUCUGACGAUUCUAAGGAAAAACAAAGAAAAAAGCAGGAAAACCUCCCACAUACAAACCGUCAUGAUUCUUAUAUGCUUAGAAAUUUCCGUCACGCCAUAUUAGCUGACGACAUUGUUUUUACUAUCAGCGCCGACCAUACACUUCCUCUCUCUAACCGACUGUCUGUCUGUCUGUCAUUUCUCGAUUCUUUCCCGUCGUCUCCCUAUUGUUCGUUUUGGUUCUUUUUUUCCAUCAGUCUCUUCUCUUUUCUCUUAUACGAAAUGAAUGAACAUCAACGCGGACCCUUUUUGUUUUUUCAUCGCUCUGCGGUUGUUUGUUCCCAUCAUUUACUUUCUGCGUUUCCUUCGUUCUGUGUGUGUGUCUGCAGAGCGCGUAUAAACCAAGCACAUUAUACUAAAUUGUCGUUCAUGUCGGGAGGGGGGGAAACCUUUCAAAAACCCUUACUAUUUUGUUUUUGUUUGUUUUUUUCCUCUCCCAAUUUUCAACGCAUCAUACGCUAUUAAAUAUCUCUCCUCUUUAUAAUCCUCUUAUUAUCGGUCAAUGUAAUCGCUAAUCGUUUUCAUCCCACUAUUAAUCUAGUGAAAACAGGAAAAUACACACACAUUACCCUUCCGACAA
Messenger RNA from Daphnia pulicaria, 4155 nucleotides. RefSeq lists its product as uncharacterized. Lineage: Eukaryota; Metazoa; Arthropoda; Branchiopoda; Diplostraca; Daphniidae. The record is from RefSeq and is a predicted model, not a curated record. The coding region runs from base 414 to 1733 and encodes 439 amino acids. The transcript has 9 exons.